Messenger RNA from Orbilia oligospora ATCC 24927, 1206 nucleotides. RefSeq lists its product as uncharacterized. Gene Ontology annotation, molecular function: cellulose binding; hydrolase activity, acting on ester bonds. The record is from RefSeq and is a predicted model, not a curated record. NCBI's taxonomy places the organism in Eukaryota, Fungi, Ascomycota, Orbiliomycetes, Orbiliales, Orbiliaceae. Bases 1 to 1206 code for a protein of 401 amino acids. Gene Ontology annotation, cellular component: extracellular region. Gene Ontology annotation, biological process: carbohydrate metabolic process. The transcript is spliced from 4 exons.
AUGAAGAGAAAUACUCUUGCGGCUAUCGCCCUUGGGCUCACCGCCUCAACCGUCUCUGCUCAGAGCGGAGCAUGGCAACAAUGUGGUGGUGUGCAAUACACAGGUCCGACGACUUGUGUCUCCGGUUACAGCUGCAAGUAUCUUAACGAUUACUACUGGCAAUGUAUCCCCAGCGAUCAGGUGGGAACGACGACCACCACCACUCGUGCAAGCACUACCCCCGCCACGACAAUCAAGACAACUACUACCACGACUACCACAUCGUCGGUACGAACUUCGUCGUCGUCCUCUUCGUCUGUGAGGACAAGUUCGACGACUACGAAGUCAACCACGACCUCAACCAGAACCACUACAUCCUCGAGCGCCACCGCAACAUCGACUGGUACUCCUGGAAUUAAGUACUGGUUUAGUUUUGGUGACUCCUACACCCAAACCGGAUUUGACCCCAAUGGUGUUCAACCAGCAAUUGGAAACCCACUUGGAAACCCCCCUUAUCCAGGUUGGACUUCUGCAAAUGGUCCAAAUUGGAUCGAUGUUGCUACUGUUAAAUACAACCGCUCCUUGGUUCUUACCUAUAACCUCGCCUACGGUGGUGCCACCAUCGAUGCCAACCUCGUUCAACCAUACGCUAGCAAUGUCCUCUCGCUCACCGACCAAACCAACCAAUUCCUCACCUACUAUGCCAACAAACCCGCUAGCGCUCCAUGGAGCUCGUCGAACACACUAUUUUCUGUAUUCAUUGGUAUCAACGAUAUUGCCAACUCGUGGUGGAAGCCCGAUUGGCUUACUUUCGUUGAUACCUUGUUGACCGCUGAAUUCGCACUUGUCGAGAAGAUGUACAACUCCGGUGGUAGACAAUUCUUGAUUUCCAACAUCCCUGCUAUUGAGAGGACUCCAAUGAUGUUGGCAGAUACCCAAGCCGCAAGAGAUGGACUUAAAGCAGCACUUGCGCUGUGGAGCACCAAGUUGCAGACUUAUAUUACCAACUUCAAGGCUACACACUCUGGGACUACAUUCUGGUUCUACGACUCAUACGCUGAUUACAACACCGUCUUGAAUAACCCAGCUACCUUUGGAAUGAACCCCGAUGUCACUCUAUACGGAAACGACCUUACCUAUGCUUGGUCUAAUAACUUCCAUCCGGCAGUUAUCAUCCAGGACUAUAUGGGUAAGAGGGUUGCCGACCUCCUUGCCUCGUGGUGGUAA